Vitis riparia (riverbank grape) is the source of this 774-nucleotide messenger RNA. Its product is annotated as opioid growth factor receptor-like. The record is from RefSeq and is a predicted model, not a curated record. The transcript has a single exon. Lineage: Eukaryota; Viridiplantae; Streptophyta; Magnoliopsida; Vitales; Vitaceae. The coding region runs from base 1 to 774 and encodes 257 amino acids.
AUGGAGGUCCUGAGGACUUACCUCCUCUCUUCAUUCAUAUUUUGCUUGCUCUCUCUUGCUGCUGGUCGAUAUGAGAUAAGAAGGCUUGUUCCUUCAGGUCCUGAUCCAAUGGAGCCUCCUGAAACACCAUCAACUUCAUUUACCAAAACCCAGUUUGGGAUGAAGAGGCUUGUUCCUACAGGUCCUGAUCCAGUGGAGCCUCCUGAAACACCAUCCACUUCAUUUACCAAAACCCAUUUUGGGGUGAAGAGGCUUGUUCCUUCAGGUCCUGAUCCAGUGGAGCCUCCUGAAACACCAUCCACUUCAUUUACCAAAACCCAGUUUGGGAUGAAGAGGCUUGUUCCUACAGGUCCUGAUCCAGUGGAGCCUCCUGAAACACCAUCCACUUCAUUUACCAAAACCCAUUUUGGGGUGAAGAGGCUUGUUCCUUCAGGUCCUGAUCCAGUGGAGCCUCCUGAAACACCAUCCACUUCAUUUACCAAAACGCAUUUUGGGGUGAAGAGGCUUGUUCCUUCAGGUCCUAAUCCAGUGGAGCCUCCUGAAACACCAUCCACUUCAUUUACCAAAACCUAUUUUGGGGUGAAGAGGCUUGUUCCUUCAGGUCCUAAUCCACUGGAGCCUCCUGAAACACCAUCCACUUCAUUUACCAAAACCUAUUUUGGGGUGAAGAGGCUUGUUCCUUCAGGUCCUAAUCCAGUCGAGCCUCCUGAAACACCAUCCACUUCAUUUACCAAAACCCAUUUUGGUGAAGAGGCUUGUUCCUUCAGGUCCUGA